CAUUUGUACUACAGCAGGUGGAGGUUGUAUCUGUCUAAGUAUUUCUUGUGCCUAUUGUGAGUGUGAAGUGUGUGUCAAUUGUUAAGUGUAAAAGUUGGAUGUACCAUUGUAAAAACUAGGUAUUAAACUCCUAGAAAAACCCAAAAAUUUGAAAAGGGGAAAAAAAUAAGAAACUUGUGCUAGUGCUUGAUCCAGACGUUCUUACCAAGGUGAGUGCUACAGUUCUUUGUGAUUGGCGGCAGCCAAAAUGGACAGCGACGCCUCGGCGUCAGAGAAGGGGGAGCCAAACCAGGAGCUGGACACCAAUCCAGCGUCAGACUGGUUUGAGGUAGGAAGAAACAGAAAACAAGCUGCAAGGAAAAGACAGAUAAAUAAAACUACAAAGGGGGGUCUUCCAAUAGCUGAGUCAGAAACAGACGACGACUGUACCAAACGGACGGACAUAGCAAGUACUACCAAAAAAUCUAAGACAGACCAAGCUAACGGCACUCGUAUCCCGUUACAAGGAAUGUUAGUGAAGAGAUGAACAUAUGCUAAAACGACGACAAAAAACUUAACGGGCACUGCGGACAUGAACAGUGAAAACAAGGAGAAAGAAACUUACAAAAACUCGGACUGCGAACAAACACGUACGACAGAAAGCAAAAGUGUGACCAACAGGGAAAAAGAAAAAGAACACGCGGACAGUGUGUGCUAUACAAAAAGGCACAGGGGAGAUUAUUGCGUUCUGGUGGACACCUCAAAAUCUAACACGAUAAAUAACGAAAAAAUGCGUAAUGGCAUAUUCCUUUGGGAUAUUAUAAGACAUUUUAAUAUUGAGGGGAUUAAAAACAUAAAAGCCAUAGGUAGAUCACUCUACAAAAUUUUUUUUGAAAAUUAUGAAGCUGCAAACAAGUGCGUUAGCAAUCCCGACUUAAUUAAAAACCAAAUGAGACCCUUUAUACCAAGAAGCUUGGUAGAAACAACUGGUGUAGCUAGACAAAUACCUCUUAACUUCACUGAGGAAGAAAUAAAAGAAAAUAUCAUUUCAGAUAUUCCUGUUACAGCUAUCUCAAGAAUUACCAGAAGAGAUCCCAAUGACAAAGAGAAGUUCAUUCCAACUCUCGCUGUGAAAAUAAGUUUUGAAGGCAACGAACUACCAGAAACCAUAGACAUUUUUUGCGUAAAAAUCAAAAUGGUUCAUUACAUUCCUAGAGUUAGGCAUUGUUACAACUGCGGCAGAUUAGGGCACACAAACAUGGCCUGCAGAGCAGCUAACAGAUGUAUUAUCUGUGGCAAGGCAACCACAAAUUCGUGCAUACUACGCGGAGGGGAUAAUCACAAUUCACUCGAGAGCAGGAAAUGUUCAAAAUGGGCCAGAGAAAAACAGGUGGUAGAAAUUAUGACAAUCAAAAAGGUAUCGAAGUCUGAGGCGAUUGGGAUGUACAAUUUAAACAAUAAUAACCGUUUCUCAGCUCUAGAAAACUAUGAGGGAAAUUUCCCACAGUUAGAAGCAAAAAGCACAGCAAGGAUCAACAAUGAUGAAACAGUAAAUAGAAAACUUACAUCAUAUAAAUACAAUUACGUAGUUAGAAAUCACCAAACCCACACAACAGCUACACCUAACCCUCCCAAAAUAUUGCCGAAAGCUACAACCAAAACACAACCCGUCUACGAAAUGCAGAAUUGGUCUAAGGUCACAGAGAUUGAAAAGCUGGUAAAUCUCCUUAUAAAAAGGUACGACAUCGACGUAAACGACCCCUUGGUUAACCUAAUUCGCAAUAUAGGCGCAGUACACAUUGAAGACAAAAAUCCAAGUAACAAAGAUGACAAGUCCAAUAAAAAUAUUACAAUAUAACGUACAAAGCCUUAAAAUCUGCCUCCAGGAAAUUUUUUCGCAUGACAACCAUACAACUCAACACAAUUUAAUGAACUUCAACUUACUCAGAAAGACCAGAAUCGAUGGAUAUGGUGGCGUAGGAAUCGGAUUUAUAAAAGGUAUAAAAUUUACGAAAAUCAAAUUUGUUACAAAUUACGACAUUCUAAUAGCCAAGACGAUUAAUCUUAUUAAUAAUCUAACUAUUUGCAACUCCUCCCAACCUUGACAUUUUAAAUUUUACUAACGAACUGAACCGCGUAGUACUUUUGCUUAACAAUCAUGAAAACGUUAUAAUAGCAGGGGACCUCAACGCUAGGCAUCAAGUGUGGGGAGACAGAAUAUGCAACACCAAAGGAAAAAUAGUUAUUGACGAAAUCAGUAACACCAAUCUCCAGUGCAUCAACAGUGGAGCAAUCACUCACCGCACCGGUAACAGUGCAGGAACGGUAAUUGACAUAACUCUGACCAAUAUUAACAGCAGUUACACAAAAUGGCACUGUCAACAAGUCCAGUUGGGAGGCAGUAAGCAUUUCCCCAUCAUCGUUGAGGUCACUAAUAGCAGCAAAAAGCCCAACUAUUUCAUCCCCAAGGAACGACUCGCCCAGGAACUUGCUCAGUUAAAAUUCUCUGACUUAGAAAAUAUCACGACAGAAAUAGACAGCGUUAGGAACAGGAUUAAAAUUGACUUAAACACAUCCAGGCGUACCCCUAAAAACUGGUGGAGUGAUGACCUCAAAAAACUGUACAGAUUACAUGUCGCUAAACGCAAAAAAGCUUAUCAUACUAACAAUGUUAAAGACAUGGAAGCCUCAAUUACAUCAACUAGCGACUGGAAAGAAACGGUGAAGGCGGCAAAGAAAGCGAGCUACAACAGUAAAAUUGAGGAGAUAAACACUUGCCCCAACUCGACACAGGCUUGGAAAUUCAUAAGAAAUGUCAAAGGCAAUAAACGUGCGUCUCACAAUUGGGCAGCUGAAGAUGACCGAAACUACUUAGAACUGAUAAGAAAUCAAGCUCAACAAGCCAGCAACCCUUGUAACGUCAUCACUCCAACCACCGCUGCAUCAGUAAACGCCAACAACAGCGUUGACUUUUCAUACAGCAGAUUCGAAAAUCUAUUAGCUAGGAAAAAAUCUACUGCUGGGGGUUUCGACAGAAUCACGUUUAAUACAUUAAAACAAUUGUCCACUGAGUCCAAACAGUCGUUAGUAGACGCCCUAAAAGAACAUUUCUACAGUAACAGGGUCCUAGACGCAUGGAGACAAAUAAAGGUAAUUCCAAUACCGAAAGCAAACAAA
Messenger RNA from Rhagoletis zephyria (snowberry fruit fly), 3156 nucleotides. RefSeq lists its product as uncharacterized. Gene Ontology annotation, molecular function: nucleic acid binding; zinc ion binding. NCBI's taxonomy places the organism in Eukaryota, Metazoa, Arthropoda, Insecta, Diptera, Tephritidae. The record is from RefSeq and is a predicted model, not a curated record.